GAGCGGAUGUGUUUUUCCAGCAUUUAGACUAAAAGAAAAGGUGGUUUUUCCGUGUACAGACGAGCUGUGAAUGCACGAGAAGAAGAUGUCAAACAAUGAUGAAGGUUUUGAGGAUUUCGAUACGCGUGUAUUCGAGAAUUCCGGGACGAAUUUGGCGGAAUACUUGCAGGCCAAAAGGAAUAAGAAGAUACACAAGAGACUGUUCAAGAGGCCAGAGAAUCAGGAUAAUGUCCAAAAUGUGCCCAUCAAGUACAUAAGAAAUCAAAAGAAACUGCCAGAAAAUACUCAGCGCCCCAAUUUGUUGUCUUGCUCUUCACCUUCCUUUUCCAAUGGAACAUUUGUCGGAUUUUGUCCGGGCAACACAAGUACUCCAUUCCCGACAAAACAGUUAUGCACUUACCCACAUAAAAUAGUGUCUGUUCCAGACCGACUGAAAAAAAUCAACACACAGAUUAUUGGAGACAAUUCACGAAAUGGCAAGAGUUCUGUUGCUUCCGCUGCUGAACCCGGGAUUGCAAACCAGAAGAAUCUCUCAGAUAAAACUAAAUCUCAUACUGGAAAUAAGAAGUCUGAUCAUGCGGAUUGCGGGCCGUGGAGGUUUGUUCGACAGAGUUCUACACGCUCUACUGGCGAAAGGGUUGUGAAGGAAAGGCAGAGCCAGAAGAUGGACAAGAGCGCCUUUCCAAUUGAUCCAGACACCAGUUCUGGUAGCGAUGAUGACACAUUUGUACCCAAAAAGAUUGUGAAACAGCCACAAAAGGCAAAGACGUCCAGUCUGAAGAGAACUCCUUUAACUGAAAACCUUUCAAGGACGAAUUCUAUGAUUAUGCUGGCUACGGAGACGUCUGUAAACCACGCAAUGCGACCAUCAAAGUCUACGCAUGCCAAUGAGAUCCCUGAGUUUAAUAGACCCAGUUGCUCCAUUGACGCUGAGUCUAAUAUCUUCAAGGCUUCAUCUUCUCCAGUUGCAAAGACGAUAAAUCAAAAGAAGAGGAAGGUGGAUUCGCCGGUGCAGCAAAUACUUCAAAUGGAGAAGAAAGUCCGAUCGAGUCUGUCGGAAGUUGAGUGCACAUCAAAGCGAAAGCUGAUUUUCGACAACAGCUGCACAAACAAAGCGGAAACGACACAAAAUAUUGAAUUAAAUUUCCCAGAAGAACCAGAAUUACAGCAGUCAGAGAAUCACAUCCGUGAUGUGAUAGAGGAGAACCUAUCUGUUGAGGAGCCUGGCCCGAGGCGUUCAGUUCGUGAGAAAUACACUCCUAAGCCGUUCUGGCUAGGAAGUCAGUAUGUGCACAAGAUGUUGAAGGUGUACUCAUAUGAUGAGAGGCUUCCUCUGCGCAAGCGAUACAUUUCUGUGGAUCCCAAUGAAAUUCCGGACUUCCGGGGAGACUUUACCAUUUUGGUGGAUGAGCGAAAUCGGAGGAAAAAAAUAAACUUGAUAUCUGGGCCGAAGAAGCGCAGCAAACCUAAGAAAUAGAAGCUCGUAGACGAGAUAUGGUCAUGAAAUUAACCUAUGUUCGUUUCCUGAUUUUCCCUGGCCAUUCGACUUUGUGAAAUUGAAAUACUUGUCUCCGUGAUUAAUAAAAAAAUUUCUUUAAAUUUAAUAUUCAAGUGUAAUGAAUUUUUGUUUUUAGCUUAAUAAAAUAUUAUUUCAUAUCGGA
Phlebotomus argentipes is the source of this 1661-nucleotide messenger RNA. RefSeq lists its product as uncharacterized. The coding region runs from base 71 to 1477 and encodes 468 amino acids. The record is from RefSeq and is a predicted model, not a curated record. The transcript is spliced from 4 exons. Lineage: Eukaryota; Metazoa; Arthropoda; Insecta; Diptera; Psychodidae.